GCACACAGCAACUUUGGGGCCUGGGUGAAGAGCACUUCGUUCCAUCCUGCCUUGCCAUGCCGGCCGCGAUUUGGGCUGAGGACUCCAUGUAUGAUGCGCUGUCUGAGGUCAACAAGCACAUUCCCAAGCUCUUGGAGCGAUUUCAGGUUGAGGAGGCGCUAUGCUUUGCCGUGCGAGACUGCAAGUUCAGCGUUUCCAUCGCUGACCCGCAGCUUCCGGACGUGCCACUGAUCGCAGUGUCGGAGGGCUUUGAGAACGUGACGGGCUAUGCCUUGGCUGACGUCCAGGGGCUCAACUGUCGCUUCUUGAACGAGGGCUGCGAAGUGAGUGAAGAGGACUUCCAGGCGUUGCGGAGGUGCAGCAAGACCGGUGAGCGCUUUGUCGGCCUCUUGCAGAACAGGAGGAGCACAGGGGAGACGUUUAUGAACCUUCUCGACUUGCAAGGUCUCAUCGUGGCACGAGACCACUCCAGGGGAGGGGCCGAUGUGAUGUUUCUGGUCGGCAUUCAGGCCGAUGUCACGUCUGCGUGCGAUGCACACCACACGGUACCAGAAGAUCAUAGGCAGGCGCUGGAGGUCGUUGCAGCUCGAAUGCAGCAGGAGCUUGCUCGGCAGCUUCAGAAGCUGGCGCUGUCAGCAGCAGGUGAAUACGGAGGACAAGACCCACGCUGGGAAAUUUUACCACAGCCGAUCUGGGCCAAGGAUGCGGAGCCAAGGGCCAAUCUGGAGAUGAGUGCAGUUCCCAAAGAACAGGCGGAGGCAUGCAACCGCUGCAACCAGCCAGCUAUGAGCUUGGAACCAUUUCCCGGAAAGGAACUCAGCUCUUUGUUGGUGGCGUCUGUGUGUGCUGCAGCGCUUGCUUAUGCAAUUUUCAGGUGGCAAACGAUCCGGAUGCGUUGAGUGAGGACCCCGUGGCCUUCCAGACAAUCUGAAGGCACUGUCAAAUUGACAAGCCAAGCUAGUCUUGGUGUUUGCCGAAGCAGGGCAUGUUUUUUGUAGCGUGGCCAACGCAGUGAGUGACAGAGGGUCUUUGUUGCUUUGCGGCUCAGCGCAAGCCACAUUGCCUAAAUGCAAAUGAACGGCCUGGAUGGGGAGG
This is a messenger RNA of Effrenium voratum, 1095 nucleotides long. Lineage: Eukaryota; Dinophyceae; Suessiales; Symbiodiniaceae. The record is from the annotation of a GenBank genome assembly.